This is a messenger RNA of Trichomycterus rosablanca, 4540 nucleotides long. RefSeq names its product glypican 4 (gene gpc4). Gene Ontology annotation, cellular component: plasma membrane; cell surface; extracellular region. Gene Ontology annotation, molecular function: protein binding. Gene Ontology annotation, biological process: regulation of protein localization to membrane; cell migration; regulation of signal transduction. The coding region runs from base 525 to 2195 and encodes 556 amino acids. NCBI's taxonomy places the organism in Eukaryota, Metazoa, Chordata, Actinopteri, Siluriformes, Trichomycteridae. The transcript is spliced from 9 exons. The record is from RefSeq and is a predicted model, not a curated record.
UCCAGUCAGUAAAACCCACUCAGAGCCGGGGAGAGGAAAACUUUUCUACCAACUUUAUUUCUGUUUUCGAGACGGAAUCACAAGCCGGGUGGAUACUUUUAACCUACAAUAUUGUACAAAGUAGUUUUUAAGACGAGCUGUGUGGGUUUUGUGUUUUUUUUACGUGUGGUCGCGUUAGCGGCGGUGCUCCCUGGUUACUAACUGGCUUUGUUUUUUUCUUUUUCCUUUUCUUUUUGUAUAUAUUCGCACAAGUUUGACUUCUCCAAACAAAGUCUCGACACUGAAAAAGUUUCUUCCUCCGUGGGACGAUUUUUUGUGUAGCAAGAAACUUGGUUUCAGUCGAAGGUGGAUGGCACAAGUAACGUGGGCUGCUCGAGUUAACUGAGUAAACUUUGAACGCUGCUUUUAAAGUAUAUAAAACCGCACCUGUAUGAGGAAAUUGAACUCAGGACGUUUUCUUUUAACGGAGACUACGUUUCAUUUGUUUUCGUUCUGUGUACUGUAUUUAUUUCGGUACUUUUAACAUGGCGAUGAAGACAAUUGUUGCGCUCGCGGUUUAUGUGUCCGCCGUGAUUUUUGCCUCUGCCAGCCCGGCCGAACAGAAGUCAAAGAACUGCAAUGAAGUCCGAACAGCUUACAGCUCCAAGGGCUUCAACAUUAACGACGUUCCCAACAAAGGAGUGCAUGUAGCCCAUCUGAAGGUGUGUCCCCAAGGCUUCUCAUGCUGCACUCUGGAGAUGGAGGAAAAACUGAGUCAACAGAGCUGCUCGGAUCUGAAAGUCCCCAUCUCUCAGUUGAGCUCCAACCUGCAGAGCACAUUCACUGAAAGACACAAACACUUUGACAAGUUCUUCAAAGAGCUGCUCAACAACGCCGAGAAGUCAUUGCACAACAUGUUUGUUCUAACCUACGGUGUGAUGUACGUAAAGAACGCGGAGCUCUUCAAGCAGUUCUUUGAUGACCUCCGGCGUUACUAUGUGUCGGGCAGCUCAGCUGUGCACCUCGACUCUAUGCUGGCCGAAUUCUGGGCAGAGCUACUCGAGCGCAUGUUCCGGCUGGUCAACGUGCAGUACGAGUUCAGCGAUUCCUACAUGGAAUGUGUGAGCCGGCACACGGAGGAGCUCAAGCCAUUUGGUGAUGUACCACGGAAGCUCAAACUGCAGCUGAGCCGAGCCUUCAUCGCUGCUCGCACCUUCACCCUCGGCCUGCAACUCGUUCCUGAGGUGGUCAGCAAAGUGUCCACGGUGAGUGCCACUCCGAGCUGUGUCCGGGCUGCUAUGAAGAUGCUGUACUGCCCGUACUGCACAGGUCAAGUGGCUCUGAAGCCCUGUAAAAAUUACUGCCUCAAUGUGAUGCGUGGCUGCUUGGCUAACCAGGCAGACCUCGACACCGAAUGGAACAACUUUCUGGAUGCCAUGCUGAGUCUCGUUGAGAGGCUGGAGGGUCCAUUUAACUUUGAGUCAGUAAUUGAUCCUAUAGAUGUAAAGAUCUCCGAGGCCAUUAUGAACAUGCAGGAGAACAGCAUGCAAGUUUCACAGAAGGUGUUCCAGGGUUGCGGUCAGCCAAAACCAGCCAUUCGCUCUCGGCGUUCUACAAAAGACUCAGGUUUUCCAGGACGCUUCCGCCCAUACAGCCCAGAUGCCAGACCCACCACUGCAGCUGGCACCAACAUGGAUCGACUGGUCACAGAUGUGAAGAAGAAACUGAAGGAUGCCAAGAAAUUCUGGUCCAAACUGCCAGAGACGUUGUGUGUUGAAGACAAAGUAGCCCUCGGUGAUGAAUGCUGGAAUGGCACAGCCAAGAGCAGGUAUGAGUCUGUGGUUUUGGGCAGUGGCUUAGCUAACCAAGUCUUAAAUCCCCAUGUGCAAGUGGAUAUCACUAAGCCAGAUGCAGUAAUUCGGAGGCAGAUUGCAGUGCUGAAGGAAAGGACUAUGUGGCUUAAGGCAGCCCACAGUGGAAAUGACAUCACAGUCGAGAAUGAUGAAAGCAGCGGAGAGGGUAGUGGCAGCGGCUGUGACGCACCUUCCUGCGAUAACGACAAAGACAUGUAUUUCUCUACACCGACAACCGUCAAACCCAACAUAAAGAUUCUACUCGAUAAAGACUCCUCCAGUGGUGUACGGCUGGCACCGUGCAGUUUGGCUUUGACCCUGGCUGGUUUUCUUCUGGCUCUUCUGACAUCUCACACCAGAUAAGAGAGCUUUGGAAAAGGAUACAGAGGAUGAACAUGAGAAGAACAGAAAACUGUCCGAGAACGUUUUAAAAGAGGAAAAAAGGCCACCUUCAGGACUAUGGUCUGCCAGCCAGCUAGGAAAAAAAACCUCUCAAGUUAUUAACACUCUAAUAACGUCACCUUAAUGUUUUUAUUCUUUACUUUUAAUACAAAUGGACUUUAAUGUAUAGAAGUGGAUUCCCAACCAGCAGUAUACCUCCCUUCCAUUCUUUUUGUUUCACUUUUACAUUUUCUUCCCAGAGUCAUCAGUGUUUUUUGUUCCACACAACCAGCUGUAUUUACAACAAACUGUUUUGCUUUCCAUAUUGCGCUUUAGCGGACAGAUUAGUUCCACAUUUAGGUAUUUGUGUGUGUGCGCUAGUAUGAAUGACGUUUUUUUAAGAGAUCAUUUUCUAAAAGAACUUCUCAGAAACAGUUUGACUGAGGAAAGUAAACAUGUAGCAGGUAUGCUGUCAUCAGUGUUCCAGAGUUUGUUUAUGCUGAUUUGUGCCCAACGGUGCGGCACAGAUUUUGGCAAGCCUUAAGAACAAAAUCCCAACACCCAGCAUACUGUUCAUAAUGACUGAAGAUAAGAGCCAAGCCACCCAAGAUGACUUGGUACAGAGAAUGAACGGCUUUUGAAAAUCCCUGCCAUCGUUCCUUCAGCUGCUUUUUCUUUUUGGAAUGGCUCACAUGUACAAAUACUGGCCUGGCAUUGACCUGUGCUGAGGGCGAGCUGUGCACACACAUGACCUUGUUUAUUUAGCUUUAACCAUCUAGUGUGCAGCGUACGAAUAAAACGGCCUAGUGGCUGUUUUGUGCUCCGGCGCUCACAAAAGAAAUGAAAUCACAAACGAGGGAAAUGAAAUCCACCUGGACAGAAUGUACAUUAUGGAAUUCUGAAAGAAUAUUGAUGAAUCUAACAGGGUUUUAUGUGGAUUUUUUUGUUGUUGUUGGUAGAAUUUAAUCUAAAGUGAAAUCUAUAUAUUGGGUAUUACAGGAACGUUUUUGUUCACCAGAAUUAUUGAAAAUGCUGAGCUGCAUGACAUGGAGUACAUUCUUCAUGCAUGUUAAAGUUUUAUAAUUUGUUCGUCUCAUAGACAAACAAAACUCUUUGAUCUGAAGAAGAUGCCCAGUAAGAGUGUCCUAUUUCAAUCCACUCUUGCGUCAAGUGUCUGUUCGAAUACAAAAAAACACUUUCCACUAUCCUGCUGUGCCCACACUAAAGUGCCUCUCCAAGCAGUCGAUUGGACCUUUUCUUUUGUAGCUUGUUGCCUGUACAUCUAGGUUUUAAUUAAUGACAGCUUCAGGGUUACGUUACGUUCCUAAGAUACUACUUGCAAGAGUUUUUUUGGGGGUUUUUUUAACCAUUGUUCAGUGUCCCAUUUCCGCCCCCUUCUUCUCCUUCCAAAUGUACAGUAAGUUAUUUAUCUGCAUGGCUUUUAAAAGAUGCUUUUACAAACAUAAUGGCAGAUAUUGCUUCCAUAAAGAUCAGUAUUCAGAAAUAUAUUUAUAUCUAUAGAUUGAUGCAUUUUAACAGUUUCAGAAAUUACCUGAUGUUAUAUUGGCUGGAAAAUUCAUAUCACGUAAAGCUAAAAGUUUGUAAACCAGCUUAUCAUUGGUGUUUUUUUCUUCCCCUAAAAGUCAAAAGAAUGCUCUUUAGAAGCCUGCAACGUGAAGGACUGGGUUGGCCCCGAGUUCUUGAGUGUCAUGCUUUUUCACAGAUGUUCAAAAUGCCCAAUUUGUUGAGCUUCUGUUAACAGUCCAACCUGAUCUUUCAAUCAUAUAUUUUCAUGAGGAAAAAACAAGAAUCUUCUUUAUUCUCCAUGUAAACAUUUUAAGGUUGUUCUUUAUAUGUGAGUCAUGAAUUAAGAACAAUGUAAGUUAUCUUAUGUUGCCACAACAAGCCUUUCUUCUUACAUGCAAAGAAGGAAUGGUGGUGCCUUAUCUAUAACAAUGUGGCUUUUAAGUCUGCCGGGACUGAGUAGAUAUGAACGGUUAAACUGGGAGGAUUGCUUUUCUUGAUCCAACCGUUUUAUAGGAAUACUGAACACCAGAAUGAAGUCUGUGUAAUCUUGCUUUUUUUAAACAGUCCUGGACAAUUGAACCAUCUUUGGAAAAGAAUGAAGAGAACCCUGACUACAAAGAGGGAAAAUGUAAAUACAGAGCAGUUGGUUUAGAGGUCUCUGAAAGAGCUUUUAACUCCAAGUUUUAGUCUUUCAGAGGUUAGGCUUAACACAUGGAGAAAUCAUGCUAAAAUGUACAAGAAAAGGUGUAUUACACAUGUCAGAGUCUUGUAAAAUAAAGACUGCAGAUAUUUAAAUCUCA